Messenger RNA from Trypanosoma theileri, 1941 nucleotides. RefSeq lists its product as uncharacterized. The transcript has a single exon. The coding region runs from base 1 to 1941 and encodes 646 amino acids. NCBI's taxonomy places the organism in Eukaryota, Euglenozoa, Kinetoplastea, Trypanosomatida, Trypanosomatidae. The record is from RefSeq and is a predicted model, not a curated record.
AUGAGAUCUGCAUUUGAAAUCGCCAGAAGCCAUAUCGCCCAUCCCGUUUCAAAGGACCCUAAUGCUCUCAUGAAAGUCCUUCGAGAUUGGCUGCACUACACAGAGCAGGUGGAAUUGCAGGCAAAACCCACACACCCCGCCGCAUUAUGUGUGAAGGUCUAUCCACGUAAACCAACAUCUGCUUUUAAACUCUCAUCACGUAAUUUUUCUUUUUAUCGUCCACAUCAUUCUUCAGUGGAGGAGAGGGAUGUAUACACAAAGUAUAUUCCUCUUCAGUUAUGGACCGCUCUUCUUCCAUGGGAAGUGCAGCGUGGGCUUUCCAUGAGUGAAUUGCGACUACCUGAAAUGGAAACGGGAAUCCCCUGUGAAGAGAUGAGGAAAGAAAAGAUGAAGACCACAGAAGAAAAUAAUAAUAAUAAUAAUAAUAAUAAUAAUAAUAAUAAUAAGGAAGAGGAAGAAGAGGAUGAUCCUUUUGGAGUAGUAACUCCACAACCAAGUAGUAAACACAGUGUAACACAUUUCCCUCACAAAACUGUAAGAGCUUCUGGAGAUCCGGCUCCAGGGAUGUUGUUCGUCAUGGAUGCUUCUUCUGCUGAUCAAGGUAUUAGUUUCUGGAGUGGGGCUAUUUUACAGUCCAUUGACGUUGCCUUUAUUUCUCCUGUAGAACCAGUAGCCACAAACACUCAAUCAUUUCAAGAACUUCGGAAACGUCAAAUGGGGGCAUCUGAAGGUGUAGCGGGUGGAAAAAACGGAUAUGAUAUCACACGUUUUUUUCAAGAUGGUGAAUUAGAUUCCCCAACGGUUACAUUUGCAGUACAGUCGUACUCGCACUUGGAUCCUUUUCCACAUGUAGACAAAAACAAUAAUAAUGAUUGUGAUUGUGGAAAGCGAAAACACGUAGCUCAACCAGAGGAAGAAGGAAAAGGAGAAAAAAAUGAAAAAUGGGGAAUUGGUUCUGGCGCAAGUGUACGUUAUGUGCUAGAGACUACACGACAUUUACUUCGAGAUAGUACGAUGACGGCUCUGCGUGAAUACCACCAACUUCGACGAGGUACAAAUGUAGUAUCAAUGGAAGAGGGAAUAGAAAAUGUGGAACUUAGUAUUUCUUUACUACUUUCAGAUGAAUUAAAGGAGGAGUUACGAGAAAAGGCACGUUUGUGUACGAACUAUGUAGUACCUCUUGAGGAAAACCUUAGUGAACACAUCCGACGUCAAAACAAAAGCACUAUAAUGAAUUCAUCCACCAAUGAAGCUGUAAAAUCAGAUGAGUAUGAUGAUGAUGAUAAUAAUAAAAUGGAAGAUUCUCCUCUCUUGUAUAAUUCCUCUGUUGCUCUUUCUUCAUCUUUGUCGUCAUUGUCUACCGGUAAUUUUGAUUCUGAUGCGGCUGCUACAAUUCGUCCUUCACAGCCAAAUGGAACUCGUGCUGAUCGACGCUUAUCUCUUCGAUCUCCAAUGUUGGCAGAUGAAGAUGAAGAAAAUCCCACCUACUUAGCUCCAUCUGUAAUGGGUAAGCAUGAAGCCCCAGUACUUCAGCAGGCAGAGGAACAGCAGCAGCAGCUUGUGAGUGCCAAAGCCCUCGCUCGUUACCCCAAAACUUCCCCUCGCAUGCCGACUGAACCUCCUAUUGAUUAUGAAUUGUUUGAUCUCUCUUUACGUUUGGGAUUAUGUCAACAAGAUGCUAUUUAUUACUUUUAUGGACGUAUCAUGCGAGAAUGGCAAAAAGAACUGCAGCGCCUGAGAGGUAAAGCUGCUUCUCUUGGUGGUGAUAAUAACAAUAACAAUAACAAUAGUAGUAUCAGUAGCGGUAGUAAGAGCAAUGAACUCUCUGCGACUGAUGUACGCCGUAUGCUUCGCCUUGUCAGAGAUCCUUCGCUUCAAGUUCCAGGAGAACUCUCCUCGUGUGUAGAGGCUGUUGCCCAGCGCAGAGGUAUUACAAUCUAA